This is a messenger RNA of Rotaria sp. Silwood1, 381 nucleotides long. NCBI's taxonomy places the organism in Eukaryota, Metazoa, Rotifera, Eurotatoria, Philodinida, Philodinidae. The record is from the annotation of a GenBank genome assembly.
AUGUAUUCCAUUACUCUCGUUUCUGCUAUUUUAUUUGUUAUUUUUACAACAACAAAUGCCCUCGAAUGUAGACCAGUUCUAUGUAUGAUUGCAUGUCCAUAUGGUUUUGAAGUAGAUGCACAAGGCUGUCCAUAUUGUUCAUGUCGUAAGACACCUAGACUUUGUCUUGAUCCAAUAUUUGGUUAUAAUUGUGGUACUGUCGAUCAUCGUGAUUGUCCAAGUUCACAUGAAUGUCAUCUUCAUUUCAGUAGUCUUCAUGGUCAAUGUUGUUUGAAACUUUCUGAUUCAACAACAUCACGACCACCUACAAGCACAAGUACUGCUCGUAUAACAACAGCUGCAGCUAGUACAUCUACUCAUCGUUCAUUCAAUCGUAUAUGA